Messenger RNA from Xiphias gladius (swordfish), 2281 nucleotides. RefSeq names its product tumor necrosis factor receptor superfamily member 6B-like. NCBI's taxonomy places the organism in Eukaryota, Metazoa, Chordata, Actinopteri, Istiophoriformes, Xiphiidae. The record is from RefSeq and is a predicted model, not a curated record. Gene Ontology annotation, molecular function: protein binding. The coding region runs from base 171 to 1121 and encodes 316 amino acids. The transcript is spliced from 4 exons.
UCGUCAUGAUGAAGCCACGGUGUUCUAGAGAAACGUUUGGGAUUUUUUUCCCCCUGCCUCCCUUGAUUGAUGGAUUAUGAUGGAGGGGCGUCAGAGCCGCUGUUUCUAAUAAAUAGAGAUGGGGAGGUGGAGAGAGCGACAUCCUCGCUACUGGCCGCUGCAGCAGACGCAUGUUUACGAUGUUUCUUCCCUCCUUCCAGAGGCUCGCGCCGCUCCUCCCGGUGAUGCUGCUGUCACUGCGCGCGGCCCCCGCCGACGGCGUCGCCGCGCCGACCCGGACCUUCACACAGACCGACCCGCUCACCGGCGGCACGUUGGAGUGUGACCGCUGCCCGCCCGGCACCUACCUGCGCUCGAGCUGCAGCUCCACGCACAGGAGCGACUGUGCGCGGUGUCCGCCGGGCUCGUUCACGGAGCUGUGGAACCACGUCCGAAGCUGCCUGCGCUGCCGACCGUGCGGCCAGAAGCAGGUGGUGAAGAAGCCUUGCGCCGCGGACAGCGACUGCCAGUGCGAGUGUGAGCAGGGAUACUACUACAGGAAGAACGACGACGCGUGCCUUCGCCACGGCGAGUGUCGGCCCGGACGAGGAGUGCUGACCCAAGGUACAGCCGACGAGGACACGGUCUGCCACAUCUGUCCCAACGGCACUUUCUCCGACGCCGUCUCUGCUCACCAGAACUGCACGAACCACACGAGCUGCGAGGCUGCGGGGCUGCGGCCGGCGCUGGCGGGCUCCACCUGGCACGACAGCGUAUGCAUCAGCUGCAAAAAGCUCAGAGAUGGAGCUGACUACCUCAAAAAAAUUCUCCCCACCUUCUUCGGCCACGCCAAAAUGUCCCUCAGGCGUCUGCGUCGGAUUGUGCACAACCUCCCCUCCGAGGACGGCAAGAAACAGGCCGGAACGUCAGAACUUAACCUCAAAGAUGUCAAAGUGCGGCUCGACGCCUGGAUCGCCUCUGCUACGGCGAAGCAGAUCAGGCAGCUGCCAGCAGCGCUGACGAAAGCAGGCGCGAACGGCAGCGGCGAGAGACUACACAACAAGCUGCAGAGAAUCGACUCUAAUCUGAACAAGCUGUGUGCUUUGGGGAAUGAGGAGGAUGUAGCUUUGAUGUCAGACUAAGAUGAGGCGGAACAUAUCUUGUUAUAGGUACCGAAGAGUUUGACUUCUCCGGUUUUCAUUUCAAAUAACGUUUUUUCGUGUAUGUAGUUCCGAGAUGGCUGUUUGAGAUGAACUGUCAAUACACGCUUUAGUACUUUUUGCAUUAGGUAAAGGAGAAUACCAGUCAUUCAGAGGAAAAGUUAAUUUACUUCUAUCCACAUCGACCCAAUUAACACUGUUUCGGAGCAAUCGGGGGUUUUUUGUCGUUUUUUUUUUUCCCCUCAUAAAAUGGACCAAACAAUCCAAACUUCCUGGUGUCGCCUCUUGGUGCCUAAUUGUAGUUUUUAAGUUUUUAACGCUUGCGGCAAAGAUACUCUGUUGCUCCCUGGGAACUAACACCAAAGAGGAAUGUACUCCAAUGCACAAAAUUCUUGUAUUGUAUUUCUGUGAGUCAAAGCAGAGAGAGAACCUGCACAAGACUGGCAUUACCCUUUAAAAGAUAAGACGUGUUGGCCUACACAAUAUCUACCUCUUCCUAUGUCUGCAGUAAAACUCCAACGUGGCACCGGUCCUGCUAAAUCCAAAGGUUUCAUUUUGUGUAAAGGCAUCAUAUGUGAACCGAGAUCUUAAUUUAUUUUGCUAUUUAUAUGAACAAAGUAAGUUUUAUCCUGGGAGGACAUGGUAGUGGAGCUCUUGUGUUAAGCCAUUAACUUAGGUUCUAGGUGGAACCUCAGUUACAUCAGGAACAACAACAAGAGACUGACAUGUUAUAGACUCACUUUAUUGGGAAUACCAGUAAAGUAACAUUCACACAUUCAGCUUGAGUGGUACUUCUUGUUUCCCCUGGCAUUCAAAGGUCUACGGACGGACAAGGCCACAAGGAGGGCCGCUGUGGCUCAAUUCCCGGCUCCUCCAGCCCGCGUGUCGAAGUGUCCUUGGGCAAGAUACCGAACCCCAAAUUUGUGAAUGUGUGUGCGUGUGAAUGUGGCGUGUAAUGUAAACGCUUUGAGAGAAGAGCGCUAUAGAAGUGCAUUUACCACAUGGUGCAGAAGAAACAAUAACAGCUGAGGCAGAGACGAUAAGAGAGAAGGUGCACUAUGAAAUGAGUCCUUCAUAACCAGUCAUUUUGUCAAUUCUUGGGUCCAUCACAUCAUUUUUUUUCUUAAAAAAUGUUAAAAUGC